GACAGGGGAGCACAAGCCCGGGCACACCUUCCUGUGUGGUUUCAGCUGUUCUGAGAGUGUCAUGGACUUAGGGAAGCCAAUGAAAAGCGUGCUGGUGGUGGUUCUCCUUGUCAUUUUCCAGGUGUGCCUGUGCCAGGAUGAGGUCACGGACGAUUACAUCGGAGAAAACACCACGGUGGACUACUCGCAGUUCGAGACCGUGUGCUUCAAGAAGGACGUGCGGAACUUUAAGGCCUGGUUCCUCCCAAUCAUGUACGCCCUCAUUUGCUUUGUGGGUCUGCUGGGCAAUGGACUGGUCGUGCUGACCUACAUCUAUUUCAAGAGGCUCAAGACCAUGACCGAUACCUACCUGCUCAACCUGGCCUUGGCGGACAUCCUCUUCCUCCUGACCCUUCCUUUCUGGGCAUACAGCGCGGCCAAGUCCUGGGUCUUUGGUGUCCACGUUUGCAAGUUCAUCUUUAGCCUCUACAAGAUAAGCUUCUUCAGCGGCAUGCUCCUACUUCUUUGCAUCAGCAUCGACCGCUAUGUGGCCAUCGUCCAGGCCGUCUCGGCUCACCGCCACCGGGCCCGCGUCCUUUUCAUCAGCAAGCUCUCCUGCGUGGGCAUCUGGAUGCUGGCCACAGUGCUCUCCAUGCCCGAGAUGCUGUUCAGCGGUAUUCUGAAGAGCAGCAGUGAGCAAGCCCUGCGCUGCUCUCUCAUGGCUGAGCAAACGGGGACCUUGAUCUCCAUCCAGGUGGCCCAGAUGGUGAUGGGCUUUCUGUUCCCCCUAGUGGCCAUGAGCUGCUGCUACCUUGUCAUCAUCCGCACCUUGCUCCAGGCACGAAACUUUGAACGCAACAAGGCUAUCAAGGUGAUCAUCGCCGUGGUGGUGGUCUUCAUAGCUUUCCAGCUGCCCUACAAUGGGGUGAUCCUGGCCCAGACAGUGGCCAACGCCAACGCCACCGCCAUCAGCUGUGAGCUCAGCAAGCAACUCAACAUCGCCUACGACAUCACCUACAGCCUGGCCAGUGUCCGCUGCUGCAUCAACCCUUUCUUGUACGCCUUCAUCGGCGUCAAGUUUCGCAACGACCUCUUCAAGCUCUUCAAGGACUUGGGCUGCCUCAGCCAGGAGCAGCUCCGGCAGUGGUCCUCCUGCCGGCACACCCGACGUUCCUCGAUGAGUGUGGAGGCCGAGACCACUACCACCUUCUCCCCAUAGAGGCUGCUCUGCCUGGACUUGAGGGACCUCUCAAGUCCCCGGGUCGGGGACAGGGAGCAGAUGACAUGACUCAGACCCAAAAGCUGCUGAGGGAAAGGCAGUUCUGGCCCUGAAGGUUUAUCUCCUGGUGAAAACCCAUGCCUCAAAAGACAGAUGAAGCCCAACCCUAGCUACCUCAACCACGUUUGCAGAGACGUGGCUGAUAAACUACCCGAUGCGGCAACACCCCAACACCAAAACCAUUAUCCCCCAAAAAUGAAAGUCGAGAAAGUUCACACCUCCUGGAGCGAAGGGACAGGCACUGGUGAGAGCUAGGGCGGUACAAGGGCCUGGGAAGCCCUCAGAAUGAACCUUCAAGGGCUGAGCAAGGUCGUCCAGAAAGCAAGGCUGUAUCUCCAAGACCAGAGGUGGUGGGGAGACUUCUUGGCUUGGCAAGAAAAGGGAAACGCCAGUGGGUCAACUAACUCUGAAUCCCUUCCUCCAUCUCUCUUCCACUGUCGUCCGAGCCAGCAAGCGACGGCAGCCUCCCAGCCUCCCUGAAAGCACACUUGCCUCUCGCCCGCGCCUCUCCCCAGGCUGCUGCCCUCCCCGCGCUCCGCGCUCCGCAGGGAGAGGCGUGGUGUUUGCUGCAGGCCAGACCGGCCGCCUCGGGGGCCAAAGCCGCCAUCCCAGCCAAGGCUCUUGGGCAGGGAUGACCGUGGCCAGACCUUCUCGAGUCUCCAGUCUGUAGGAUGGAGGAGCGGGCCAAGAGCAAGGUUAGGGGCCCGGGUGUGAGUGACAAUGGUGGCUGCCAAAGGCCACCGUGCUGCUUCUUUGUUCUUUGUCACAGGGACAAAAUACUGUCAUCCUGUUCUGCUUUCAGUUCAUUAAGAGAGCACAUUUUACUCAUACACAAAUAAAAUAUUUCCCUUGAGGAAACAACAGGUUUCAAACAAAGGGGGAAAAUGUUCGGUAAAUGAUAAAUGAGUGUGUUCUUGUUUUGCAAACCCCCAUGCCCCACCUGACCACCCCCACUUCCCUCUUCCUCUCCCAGCCUUCAUUUCUCAGAGCUGUUCAGAGCCAGGAGGUCUACUGAGCUCUGUAAGCUCUCAGCCAUCCAAUGACACAGGCCCGAGGGACUGAAAGGUAAGAAGACGGAAGUACAUGCCGUGUGUCCAUCUUGUAAAUAGCCGUCCAGAACUCAUGGGACAGGAAUGAGGUCUUUUGUGAUCCAGGGACACUGAUUUGAGCAGAGCUUUGGAAAGAACCAACUUGUCCCUGUAAACCCUAUGGCUGGGAACAUUCACUGACCCUUAGCAGCAUACGUAAACCGGUCUGCUCAUCUGUCCCAAACCAGUCUGGAACUACAGCCCUUGACCCUCUGUCAGUCUCCCCAGGCUCCCAAAGCCGGUGUUUCCAGGGAGGGCCUCUCCCUGGGCUCAGAGAUCAUGCAUGCUGGAUUAGGGGGCUCGGGGUGGGACCCAUAUGAGAGGCUGCACCCUUUGCUGGAUGCUUGAGAGCCAGGUCUGCCCACAACCCUCCCUCCUGGUCACUUGCUGCAAUGGCCUUCCAUGGUGUGGAUACUCAUCACAGAGGGCAGGAAUGAGGAACAACCACCGCGCCACUCAGGCCCAGGAUCCGUGUCACUGGGUGUCCUGAUGUCUGCCCAAAACUUUGAUUUCUUCAGGCCAGAGAGGUUAGUCCAACCUGUGGUGUAUGAGGAGGUAUCUGAAGAGCCCAGCACUGUAAUGGGUCUCAGGGACUGCGUGGGGGCUGAGACACUCGUGCAAAAGGUGAUUCCAUCAAUUUUCCGGAAUGAAAAGAGCCUCGUUGAAAAUGGAGCCUGCCUGGUAACAAAGCCCAUUCUCUAAUCUCGUAAGCACAUUACAUCACCCUCCUCCAAGGGGUGCACUGGGCACCAUUUGUCAGCCAGCCUGAAGCCGGGAACCAGCGCCCUGAGCAGACGAGCCUGGCAGGACGCAGGCAGCGUGGAGCAGCGAUCCAGCGCAGGGGCCGCAUUAAAGGCAGCUGCAAAUGCAUGCAUGCAAGCGAGCGUGGGGAGAGGGGUAAUCCCGGGGUGCCUGUGCGCCCCGAGAGGGACAUUCCCGGUGCCCACUGGUAUGCACAUCCUGAUGAGGUUACAGAUGGGGAAAAGCCCCUCUGUUCCUGAAAGGGAGGAAUGGAACGGAGCAGUCAUGACCAGGAAGCCAGGCCAACCGCACAAGCAGGCCACCUUGGCUCCAGAUACUUUUUUCUAAAAUAACUGGAUAUCUCCAAGUAUUUACAAAGACAACAAAGCCCCCAGCAAUGUUAAUGCCCCAAACUGCGGUAUCUCAGGAGUUUUCACCUUGGCUCGUUGCCGGCCUGGCCCCGCUCCCUUGUCCAAUGCUCUCACAUGCCUGCCUUGAGCUUUGGUGGACCCCUGGGAAGAAGAAAUGG
Molossus molossus (Pallas's mastiff bat) is the source of this 3616-nucleotide messenger RNA. RefSeq names its product C-C motif chemokine receptor 7 (gene CCR7). Gene Ontology annotation, biological process: chemotaxis; immune response; inflammatory response. Gene Ontology annotation, molecular function: C-C motif chemokine 19 receptor activity; chemokine (C-C motif) ligand 21 binding; chemokine (C-C motif) ligand 19 binding. Gene Ontology annotation, cellular component: membrane. Bases 62 to 1198 code for a protein of 378 amino acids. The record is from RefSeq and is a predicted model, not a curated record. Lineage: Eukaryota; Metazoa; Chordata; Mammalia; Chiroptera; Molossidae. The transcript has 3 exons.